AUGAUAGACGAAAUAACACUUGAUCCCCAGCUCAAGUAUUGGAUGCUCCUCCCAAUCACCGUGGCCAUGGUGCUAGUUGGGUUGUUGAGAUCCAAUGUCACCUAUCUCAUUACGCCGCGUCCAAAAUUGGACCCGGUCAAGAACGCCAGAGAGAAAUCAUUUCUCAAGAGAGCUCUAGCAUUUAGACAAAACUACAACGUAUUGAGUGCUCAGGAGUUUGAGGCGAGAAAGACCUACUUUAUCGAAAAGCUCAAGAGUGACGAAUUUUUGGCAAAGAAACAGGGCACUGAAGAGAUAAGCAACCCAUUGGCUGACGCCUCGAUGAAUGACGCGAUGAUGAACAUGGCCAAAGGUAAUCUCAUGAAUUUCGUUCCACAAACGUUAAUUAUGGCUUGGGUAAACUACUUUUUCGCCGGGUCAGUGGUCAUGAAACUUCCCUUUCCUUUGACUGAGGGAUUCAAGAGCAUGUUGCAAAACGGCGUCAACACUCCUGACUUGAGUGUGCGUUACGUCUCGGCGAUCUCGUGGUAUUUUGUCAACUUGCUUGGUCUCAGGCCUGUUUACGCUCUUCUCAUGAACGACCCUGCUUCUGCACAAGAAUUGGUCAACCAGCAACAACAGCAAUUCAACUUUGGUGGUCCAGGUGGUCCCAAACCUCAUCAGGUGUUCCAGGCUGAAAGUGAGAGUAUUCAGAUCUUAGAGCACGAAUCUGUUUACAGCGGUGUCGUUGAAAGAGUUUUGAACUUGUACUAA
This is a messenger RNA of Candidozyma auris, 753 nucleotides long. RefSeq lists its product as uncharacterized. The transcript has 2 exons. Lineage: Eukaryota; Fungi; Ascomycota; Pichiomycetes; Serinales; Metschnikowiaceae. Gene Ontology annotation, biological process: protein folding in endoplasmic reticulum. The record is from RefSeq and is a predicted model, not a curated record. Gene Ontology annotation, cellular component: membrane; EMC complex. The coding region runs from base 1 to 753 and encodes 250 amino acids.